AUGGACGUCGAUCAGCGGCCGACGAAAAAGCGGCGGUUUUUCGUGGACGAUCCCGAGGACGUUGACGCCGCAGACGCUCCAACGCCACCAACAAUCCCAUCCAGCCGGCCAUCGUCCGCCACCUCAUUCAGAGAUCCACCCCAAUCGAGCCAGACAGAUGUGGCAGAGUCAAGUGAAAGCAGGGACGAGCAAUUGGGUCCGAUUGGCUUCGAUGCGGACACAUUCAGAGCAUUUGUUGGCGAGGAUGUGGCAGACAGCGUCAUUAAGGUGCUUUGCGAUGCUGCGAACGGCAACAUGGAAAGGGCGAUUAAUAUGUACCUAGACGGGUCUUGGAAAUCGACGGUGACUCAGAGGCCUGGUCAAUCACACAACACAGCAUCUACCAAGCCUAUGGCAUCAUUCUUCACUCCCACUCAGAGGCCCAGUUCUCCACCAACAGCUGUUCAAGAAACGGAGGUCGGAAAGACGGCGGAGCGGAAGCAAAUGCGCUUGAAACAUAUGCCUCAAGAUCGGUACAUAGGUUCGUUUGGGGUGGCGGGCUGGACUACAAAGAGCGGCUCAAACAUAUUGGCACACGGCGACAAGGUGCGUAUCGAGCGAAGCAAAAUCGCUCCAAAAACCAAGGUUGGUCGUGGUGGCAAAGCUGUACCUAUUGUUGGGCGGAGCACGAAACAGGACGUUGUGACCCGUUUCACGAACCCAGCCGGUGAAGAGAUAGGAAGGCUGCCGGAAGAUGCUGCCAAAUGGGUCUCGUCGUUGAUUGACCAGAAAGUGUGUCGAUUCGAAGGUACCUGUGUAUAUGCUCCUGAGCGCGUCAGAACCAAUGACACCAUACUCCUUCAACUGCGAGCCUAUAUGCUCAGAUCAGCAUUCGAUUCCGGAGCUUUCGCCAAGCCACAGGACGAUAAUAGAACUACCGGCCUGUUUGAAGAAAAGGAAAGCGUCGAAGAGAAAGACCUUCGCCUGAGGCAAGUGGCACUUGUGAAGCUGUUUGAUGAGAUCAGUCUCCCACCCACAACUACGAAUGAGACCACUAAGAAGCAUAAAAAGCAAGGGCUGCUCAAGGCCGCGGAGAUGGCGGAGCAGUAUGACAAGGACAAAGCCUCGAAGCCGAAGAACGGGACAUCGACUCCCAACUCCGAAGAAGAGGAUGGCGCGGAACUGGAAGAGGAUCAACUGGACGCACUGUAUCAGAAAGCACAGUCCUUUGACUUCGACACACCUCCGGCAGAACCUGCGCCAACUUUUGCUCUUGACUUGCGCAAGUACCAGAAACAGGCGUUGCAUUGGAUGUUGAGCAAGGAGAGAGACGAGAAGCAUGACAAGCAAGCCUCUAUGCAUCCACUGUGGGAAGAAUAUACGUGGCCCGUCAAAGAUGCCGACGACGCUCCAGUACCUCUCGUUGAGGAGCAGGACAAGUUUUAUGUCAACCUGUAUUCCGGUGAGAUCAGUCUGGAGUUCCCCGUGCAAGAGCAGAAUUGUCUCGGCGGUAUUCUCGCUGAUGAGAUGGGCCUCGGCAAGACGAUUGAGAUAUACAGCUUGAUACACUCCCAUCGGCAACAGGCUGUUGAAGUGUCAGAAGCUGGAAGUGUCAAUCACUUGCCCCGAUUGCCACAGGCAUCAUCCAAUGUCGAGCCAGCUCCAUAUACAACGCUUGUGGUUGCGCCUAUGUCACUACUGGCACAGUGGGAGUCCGAGGCGACCAAAUCUUCGAGACCUGGGAGUCUGAAGACCUUGGUCUACUACGGAGGUGAAAAGACGGUCAAUCUGCAGACAUUGUGCUCCGCCAGGAACGCGGCAUCUGCGCCGCAUGUCAUUAUAACCAGCUAUGGCGUUGUGUUAUCAGAGUUCAACCAAGUCGCAGCUGCAAAUGGCGAUAGGGGAUCUCAUGGCGGACUAUUCUCCGUGGACUUUUUCCGUGUCAUUCUCGACGAGGCCCAUACCAUCAAGAAUCGACAAGCAAAGACGUCAAAAGCAUGCUACGAGAUCAGAGGCAAGCAUAGGUGGGUGCUGACAGGUACGCCUAUCGUCAACCGACUUGAAGACUUGUUCAGCCUGGUCCGUUUCCUCAAAGUCGAACCCUGGAGCAACUUCUCCUUCUGGAAGACAUUCAUCACCGUUCCCUUCGAAUCUAAAGAAUUUGUGCGCGCUUUGAACGUCGUACAAACGGUCUUGGAGCCAUUGGUGCUGCGCCGGACGAAGGAUAUGAAAACGCCUGACGGAGAAGCGCUUGUACCACUGCCACCUAAGUCUAUCAAAGUGGAGGAAAUCGAGCUGUCCAAGACCGAGCGAGAAGUCUAUGACCUGAUCUUGACGCGGGCGAAACGAGCAUUCAACGAGUCUCUGCAGGCUGGCACACUGCUGAAGUCAUAUACCACGAUCUUCGCCCAGAUAUUGCGUCUGCGUCAGUCAUGUUGUCACCCGGUUCUCACCAGGAAUAAGGAUCUCGUUGCCGACGAAGAGGAGAAGGCUGUCGCUGUGGCCGCUGAUGCAACGAACCUUGCUGACGAUGUUGAUCUGCAAGAGCUGAUCACCCGUUUCACCAAGGACACCGCAGAAGCAGCAAAAGAGUCCACAACUACUGAGGACGACUCUGGUAAUUUCACCACCCAUGCUCUUCGUCAGAUUCAGACCGAAUCAAGUGGCGAGUGUCCAAUCUGCAUCGAGGAGCCCAUGAUCAAUCCAGCAGUCACAGGAUGCUGGCACAGCGCUUGCAAAAAAUGCCUUGAGGACUACAUACAACACCAGACUGACAAAGGCGAGAAUCCGAGCUGCUUCUCCUGCAGGGAGACAAUCGAUCCUCGCGAUGUCUUCGAGGUGGUGAAGCACAGCUCGCCUUCACCAGAAGAGUCCUUCGAUGAAGAUGAUAUGUAUGGCGAUGGCGAUCCAAAACUCCCUAAGAUAUCGCUGAGACGAAUCAAGCCAUACUCUCCUACAGCAGCAACUUCAGCAAAGAUCGUGGCACUACUCAAGCACUUAGCCGCACAGCCAAGAGGGACGAAGUCGGUGGUGUUCUCUCAGUUCACAGCAUACCUUGAUCUGAUCGGUACGCAACUGGAAAGGAAUGGCUUCCAAUUCCUGCGGUUUGAUGGGACUAUGUCACAGAAGUUUCGGUCACAAGUAUUGCGGUCUUUCAGCGCAGAGAAUGCUCACGAUCCGAAAGCUCCCAGAGUGCUACUACUGUCGCUCCGAGCAGGUGGUGUUGGCCUCAACCUGACGGCUGCCAACAAAUGCUAUAUGAUGGAUCCGUGGUGGAGCUUCGCAGUCGAAGCACAAGCUAUCGAUCGUGUCCACCGUAUGGGCCAGACUCAGAAAGUGGAAGUCAUCCGUUUCAUCGCUGCGGAAAGCAUUGAAGAACGCAUGUUGAGGGUCCAGGACAAGAAGAUGGCUGUUGCUGGCACGCUCGGUGUCGGCCAAUCGGGUGGCGAUGGCGGGGAUGAUGAGAAGAAACGAAGGCGGAUCGAAGAGCUCGAGAUGCUUCUCGGCUGA
This is a messenger RNA of Cyphellophora attinorum, 3489 nucleotides long. RefSeq names its product DNA repair protein rad5. The transcript has a single exon. Gene Ontology annotation, molecular function: ATP binding; ATP-dependent chromatin remodeler activity; zinc ion binding. The record is from RefSeq and is a predicted model, not a curated record. NCBI's taxonomy places the organism in Eukaryota, Fungi, Ascomycota, Eurotiomycetes, Chaetothyriales, Cyphellophoraceae. The coding region runs from base 1 to 3489 and encodes 1162 amino acids.